AUGAAUGUUGAAGUAGACAGUAGUGAUAACAAUGAAAGCCACGACAACGUGGACGAUAUUAAAAAAGACGGAGAAAAACGAAUUGUUUUGAAGACGGAGAAUGUAACCGAUUUUUUAUCGAAAUCAUUAGAGGAUUUUGUGACAGGCAAUACCAUUAACAUUUUUAAACGAUUCAAUAUAUCUACAGAUUUCUUGAACCUAGAACCAGAAAAAUGGAACCAACAUACAGAUUAUGUACACGCGGUAAAAAUUGUUUAUAGUAUAAGACCUGUUAAUGAUACGGCAGAGCGAGGAGUAAAACUUUUCGAAGAAUUUAAUAGAGUCCUUGGUUAUUUACUUCCAUUUGCAGUAUUUUUAUUCCUCACACUUGUGAUGACCACAAACGACAACAUCAAUUGUAUUGCUUCACUUCUCACACUACCGGAAGCAACAAUUGUAAUACCCGAUGAAAUGGAUAAUUGUCCCAUUGGAUUUUUCCAUUGCAACACAUCAGUUCAAUGCGUGCCUCAACGCUUGAAUUGCGAUGGUGCAGUAGACUGUGAUGAUGCGUCCGAUGAGUGGAAUUGUGUGAAUGAUGUUGAUGCUAAGUUCUGGGAUCAUUUAUUUCGCAAACAACCUUUUGGACGACACGACGAUGUGCCAAUAGGCACGUGUUUGUGGCCAAGCAAUAAUUUAAGUUGCCCAUGUAGAGGCAAUGAAAUUUUAUGCCGUUUUCAACAAAUGACUUCAGUUCCUUUGGGCUUACCUAUGAACGAUGUAGCGACACUUGAUUUAACUGGAAACAAUUUUACAACGAUAGAUGAACAUUUUUUUCAAAAUAUACCUGUGAUUGAAAGUCUAGUAUUAAAAUUCUGUUCUAUUCAAACGAUAUCGCCAUUUGCAUUCAAAACACUCAGCGAAAAUCCAUUAAAAACCAUAUACUUGGACGAAAAUAAAAUUCAGAGUUUACCAAAAGAUAUGUUUCCUGCUGGCAAUGUCUUAGGAAUCCUUAUUCUCUCAGGGAAUCAAAUUAAUGAGCUGCAUAACUACGAUUUUGAACAUCUCGAAAAUCUUGAAGAACUUGAUUUGCGAUCGAAUCGAAUUGAAACUUUUGAGCUUGAUGUGUUUAAACCUAUGGUGAACUUAGAAGUGCUGUAA
This is a messenger RNA of Teleopsis dalmanni, 1137 nucleotides long. Its product is annotated as relaxin receptor 1-like. The coding region runs from base 1 to 1137 and encodes 378 amino acids. The transcript has 8 exons. Gene Ontology annotation, molecular function: potassium channel activator activity; voltage-gated potassium channel activity; transmembrane transporter binding. Gene Ontology annotation, cellular component: voltage-gated potassium channel complex. The record is from RefSeq and is a predicted model, not a curated record. Lineage: Eukaryota; Metazoa; Arthropoda; Insecta; Diptera; Diopsidae.